Pseudomassariella vexata is the source of this 990-nucleotide messenger RNA. RefSeq lists its product as uncharacterized. NCBI's taxonomy places the organism in Eukaryota, Fungi, Ascomycota, Sordariomycetes, Amphisphaeriales, Pseudomassariaceae. The record is from RefSeq and is a predicted model, not a curated record. Gene Ontology annotation, molecular function: zinc ion binding; ubiquitin protein ligase activity. Bases 1 to 990 code for a protein of 329 amino acids. The transcript has a single exon. Gene Ontology annotation, biological process: protein ubiquitination.
AUGUCAAACAAUAUUUCAACUGAGGACUCCAGCGUAUCCAUGGAUACCAUACAGCCAUCCGACUAUAAUCACAAAAACGACUACCAGGGGUCCGGAAUUCUAGAUUCGACGUCAGCAUUUGCGAGCUGCCCCGUCUGCUGGGGAGAGUCCCCCCCAUCCGAUUUUGUCACAAUGCCAUGCCAUCACAAGAUGCAUGCGGCGUGCAUAGAUCGUUGGCUGGACACAAGCAAAAACAAGGACUGCCCCGUGUGUCGCCACAGCCUCAAGCACACAUGCAGCCACGCCAUUUCCGGCGCUGAUCUCGUUCCCGGAGCCAUAAUCAAGCAAGGGCUGCUGAAGGGAUUCUGCAAUACUUCAAGGUGCAACCUAUUCGACACGUUUACCAAUUUGCACGAAUUUGUCUCUUGUCGAAAUGAAAUGGAUCAGUAUCUGAAAUCUAUUGAGCUGGAUGAGACCGAUAAGCGCAGGAUGCAAGGGAGGACGAGAAGUACGGCUUAUUGGAACGAAGAUAAUUACGUCACAGCGGACGCAAUUUGGGACGUUGAUGGUUCAGGUACUGGCGCCGAUUUAUACGGCAGUGAUUUCAAUGUCGAUGACGAUACAGACGAUGAUGCAGGCUACGGCUCAGAAGAUGAUUCAGACGCCUACUCAAUUGACGAUUCAUAUGUCGGCUCAGAUGUCGGCUCAGACAUCGAUUCUGACUACGAUGCCUCGUACCUUCUCAUUACCCCCGAACCUCAGGGUCAGGAGCAGGUGAGGCCUCUUGACGAAGAGAGCGGCGACGACGAGUACUGGCUUCGAUACUCCGAGUGGGUCGAGGACCUUCGCAGAAAAGAACCUUGUCCUAAUGUCGUCACGCCCAUCCUAUCUGAAUUGUUAGGUCCAAAUUGGAACAGCAAAAUUUCUCUAAAUGAAGUGUUCGACGGGCUUGGAGAUAGCGUGCCGGCGCGCAAUCCCGAGCUUGAUCGCGCGCAAGACGAACUAUCAUAG